Messenger RNA from Mesorhabditis belari, 1695 nucleotides. NCBI's taxonomy places the organism in Eukaryota, Metazoa, Nematoda, Chromadorea, Rhabditida, Rhabditidae. The record is from the annotation of a GenBank genome assembly.
AUGUUCUGUUGUGUCGGAAGAGAGCACACGAUCAGUGCUGAGGGUUCUUCUCGAUCACACGAUGCACAUGCGAAAGAUUUGAAUGAUCGAUUGGUUGAGAAGAUUCUUUGUGCUGUUGGGGAGAUUCCGGAGGGAGGAAAAAGCGAAUUCGAGGUGAAUGGGACGAAAAUAGUGGUGAUUUUCGAUCGCGGGAAAUACUACGGUAUUGGCGCUUAUUGUCCCCAUUUGAAAGGACGUCUAAUCAAUGGUGUUUACCGGAAUGGUUUCAUUCGUUGCCCAUCACAUGGCGCUAAGUACGAUGUGAGCACGGGGGACAUCGAGGAUUUCCCAACGUUCAACUGUCUUCCAACUUAUAAGGUCUUCCAACGAGGCAACUAUGUGGUGGUGGAGACACGAGAGAGCAGUCUCCACUCUCUUGCAUCAACCGAUUGGACUGCAGCGAUCCCGUCAUCAUCGAACUCACCUCUACAGCAAACAAUCAUUGUUAUUGGAACUGGACCUGCUGGUUUGACUUUCGUGGAAACUUUGAGAAAACUCGGUUGUACAAAGAAAAUUGAGAUGAUCACACAGGAAUUCGAGCUUCCAUAUGACCGAACAAUGUUGAAUAAGAAAUAUAUAGCAAAUGCAACGGAAGGGCGGUUACAUGAUGAGGAAUGGUAUAGCCGGAUGAAUGUCGAAGUGAGAACAAAUACGAGGGUUCUCUACAUCAAUCCAAAGAAUAAAACACUUGUCCUGUCAAACAGUAGUUGUAUGUACUAUUCGAAGCUUUUCAUUGCGAUGGGAUGUGUGCCACGAAAAUUGAGUGUUCCUGGCGGGAAACUGGCAAAUAUCUGUUAUUUAAGAACGAUGCAAGAUUCGGUUCAUUUAUGGAAUCGUGCAAAAGGAGCUAACGUCGUCUGCAUCGGUGGAUCGUUUAUUGGAAUGGAGGCAGCAAGUGUUUUGGUGGGAGUGGCUGAAUCGGUGACCGUCGUUUGCACCACCGAAGAACCAUUGCCAGCUUUUGGGAGAGAUGUGGGUGCAGCGUUGAGAAAGUAUUUUGAUCGAAAAGGAAUUCGAGUUAUCACACGUGGUCGAAUCGAGUACUUGAGUGGGAGUGAGAUGGGAGCGGUGGAAGCCGUGCAUCUGGUUGAUGGAGAGAUUUUACCAGCUGACUGCGUGGUGGUUGGAAUUGGAGUUCAUCCAGAUACAGACAUUUUGCAAACAUCCGGUUUCCCCGUCUCGAAUAACGGCUACUUAAUUGUUGAUGAAGAGAUGCGAGUUGAGGAGAACAUCUGGGCCGGCGGUGAUAUGACUCAAUUCCCGCUCGCUCUUUGGAACAUCCCCGAUGCACACAUCGAGCACUUUCAAGUGGCCCAAAAACAUGGGCAAAUCGCCGCUUACUCAUUGAUGGAGCAAAAAUGCACAAAAGAUAUUAUUCCCUUCUUUUGGGGUCGCUUUUUCGACGCGUUAUCGCUGAAAUUCUCAGGUCGUUCAGGUUUCAACGAAGACUACCUGGGCACGCUUUUGCAUGGGGAUUUGGCGAAUUUCGAGUUCACUAAAUAUUAUUUCAAAGACGAUUUUGUGAUUGGUGUCGCAUCAGCUGGUCCCUCGAAUGCGGCUGUCGAUUUUAUCGAUCUUUUUGCCCGAAAAAUCAAAGUCACACGAAGAGAGGUCGAGCAAAACAUCACCGAUCACUGGAUCGAUUGGCGAUCUUCU